AUGGCCAACUCAGUGGUGGUCAACCAUGUCCCGCCCUCCCCUCCGGAGCUGACCGGCUGGAGCACUGAACUGCUCGACUGCUGUGAUGAUAUGAAUUCCUGUUGCUAUGCAUUCUGGUGCUGGCCCUGCUUUGCCUGCACCACAACCAAGAAGUUUGGAGAGAGGAGAUGCCUCCCGUUAUUGGACAUACUCACCCCGGCCGUGGCGGCGGCCGUUGGGAUACCUCUGUGUGUACCCCCUGCAGGCCUGGCACUCCGUGUCGCCAUCCGCCACAGAUAUGGGAUCAAGGGCACACUGUGCAAGGACAUCAUGGCGUCCUGUUUCUGUGGCUGGUGCUCCUGGUGUCAGCUGGCUCGCGAGAUGAAGCUACGCAACAGGGUUCCUGGGUGUGCCGUGUAA
Molecule: messenger RNA, 399 nt
Organism: Gadus chalcogrammus (walleye pollock)
Lineage: Eukaryota; Metazoa; Chordata; Actinopteri; Gadiformes; Gadidae
Product: cornifelin homolog A
Exons: 4
Coding region: 1-399 (132 amino acids)
Source: RefSeq, a predicted model, not a curated record